This is a messenger RNA of Oncorhynchus masou masou (cherry salmon), 1350 nucleotides long. RefSeq names its product coiled-coil domain-containing protein 89. Lineage: Eukaryota; Metazoa; Chordata; Actinopteri; Salmoniformes; Salmonidae. Bases 121 to 1185 code for a protein of 354 amino acids. The record is from RefSeq and is a predicted model, not a curated record. The transcript has 7 exons.
AACUUUGCGGCUCUCCGACAAUACCCGUUGUAAAACACUCGUUGAAGUAGUAGCGUUAAGUGAACGAUACUGAUUUACGCAUCUCGAAGCUCGUAUACCUUUUUCUAAAGGCAAGUCGACAUGGCAUCACCCCACAGAAGUCCAAAAGACUUAAGGAAGAUGAUAAGAGAGACCAAACAGGACAUGGACGAUGUCCACAAGUCUUUGGAGAAACUGCGUGGCCUUUCCCUGGAAGAGAGGACGGAGUCAGGGAUGCUGCGGUCAAGGAUAGACGAGCAAUCGAGUUUGAUUUGCAUUUUGAAACAAAGAGCAGACGACAUGCUUCUUCGUUGUCAGGCUCUGGAGAGGAUCAACUCUGAGUUAGAAGACCUGAGAGCAGACGUACAGACCGAACUUGACAAGGAAAAGAAGAGAUCCAUGCAGUUAGAGCAAAGGUUUAUGGAUCUGGCAGCCAACCAUCAGGAACUGAUACAUUUCAAGGACGAGUACAAAAGACAGAAUGCCAAACUAAAACAGGAGAACGAACGACUUCAGGAAGAGAACGAGAAACUUUUCUCUAAAGACUUACAAGACAAAGAAGCAGUUGUUUUGAAACUAACACAAGAACUGAGAGACCUUGCUGAGCAACAUAGAAGUCUUGAUAAUGAAUAUCAGGGAAAAACAACUGGGUUCAAGACCAAACUUAAAGGGCUCAUGGAUCUCCAUCAUACUAAGGAGGUGUCCUUACAAGGUGAAUUGCAUGAUGCUCAAAGACAGCUGAGCAAUGCAGUGGAGAUGUGCACAGAACUUGAUCAACAGCUUAAAAAAGCAAGAGAAAGUGAUUCAUUGAAAGGGACAGAGAUGCAGAAAAAAAUGGAGGACUUGGCCAAGGAAAAAGACAAAUUCUUGGAUCUCUCGAUGCAAAGGGGGAAACUAAUACAGGAUAAACAGGUGGAAAUCCAGCAGUUGGAGACAAAAAGGCAAGAGGUGGAAAAAAACAGGGCUGCUGCAGAAGAAAGGUUUGAAAGAGAGGCAGCUGUGGUGAACACUAAUUUGAAAGUCAAAGAACUCCAGCAUGCUCUUGAUCAGUCUGUGAACACUUGCAACAAGCUGAAGAAGGAUUUUGAAGCCUAUAAAAACCACAGCACCGACCUACUUGAAAAGGAAAAGGAGUUAAAUGCCAAGCUGCGCCAUAUGAUUGGCUAAGACUACCUUCCAUUCCAUCCACCCAUUCACUGAUGUAAUAAGAUAAGAGUAUGAAUUUGCUUCUUUCCCAGGCCCACCCAUGGCUGUGCCCAUGCACAGUCAUGUGAAAUCCAUAGAUUAUGGCCGAAUGAAUUACUUUCAAUUGACAGAUUUCCUUAUAUGAAC